UCCCUCUGCAAAUAGAUAGUGAGGCUGAAAAUUGAAAUGAACUCGCUAGCGUUCGCCGUACGGACGUCCAAUCCCGCGCCUGGAUUAGGGCUCCCAAUUCCCGCCGAGAAGAAGCAUCAGAUACUUGGGUCUUGCCGAGCUCCGAAAUUCAAUGGCGAAAGCAACAAGAGUACUCCGGCUGCCCUAAACAGAAGAGAAGCACUCGGUGUCGGCGUCGGCGUUAGCCUUCUCCAGCUUCUCAAUCCGCGAAUGGAUUCCACCGCUGCGGCUGUGAGUGACGCUAAUUCUACCUGUGAGUACACCGUAGCUCCGUCGGGCCUCGCCUACUGCGAUAAAGUUGUCGGCGCUGGACCUGAAGCUGUUAAAGGGCAGCUAAUUAAGGCGCAUUACGUGGGGAGACUGGAAGAUGGAAAGGUGUUCGACAGCAGCUACAAUAGGGGACAGCCUCUGACCUUCCGAGUGGGCGUUGGCGAGGUGAUCAAAGGAUGGGAUGAGGGAAUUAUCGGUGGAGAAGGAGUUCCAGCCAUGCUCACCGGAGGAAAGCGGAAGCUAAGAAUACCUCCUCAGCUUGGAUAUGGCAUGAGAGGUGCUGGCUGUCGUGGAGGAUCCUGCAUAAUUCCCCCCGAUUCAGUUCUCCUCUUCGACGUCGAGUUCGUCGGAAAGGCCGCCGGCGGCUGAACCUGAACGAAUCAUUAUCCACCACUCAUAUUGCUUUUCCUCUGUAGUCUGUAUGACUGUAUCCGCCCUGUCAAUCCACCCUCGUGUUGCGCACGCGCGA
Messenger RNA from Andrographis paniculata, 778 nucleotides. RefSeq names its product peptidyl-prolyl cis-trans isomerase FKBP13, chloroplastic. The transcript has 4 exons. Lineage: Eukaryota; Viridiplantae; Streptophyta; Magnoliopsida; Lamiales; Acanthaceae. The record is from RefSeq and is a predicted model, not a curated record. Gene Ontology annotation, molecular function: peptidyl-prolyl cis-trans isomerase activity. The coding region runs from base 37 to 678 and encodes 213 amino acids. Gene Ontology annotation, cellular component: chloroplast.